Megalopta genalis is the source of this 3230-nucleotide messenger RNA. RefSeq names its product Putative vitellogenin receptor yl. The record is from RefSeq and is a predicted model, not a curated record. Gene Ontology annotation, cellular component: signaling receptor complex; plasma membrane. Gene Ontology annotation, molecular function: calcium ion binding; protein binding. NCBI's taxonomy places the organism in Eukaryota, Metazoa, Arthropoda, Insecta, Hymenoptera, Halictidae.
CCAUCCCUGUAUCAACCUUUAGUAUUUCGGAAACAGUCAUAGCAGUACAAUCACGGAUCUAACAACUUCCAUACAGCUCCAACAUUCGAAGUACUUCUGAGACACAGAUACAUUAAUUUAUAUGGUGUAAAAUAUCUUCGUAAAUCAUGUGUCGCCAUUUCUUCGCUAUUCUUUUUCUAAACAUUGCGUUCGAUCGUAUCGAUUCUACAGCGACACGUUGCGACGAACCAGAAUUUUUCCGGUGCGAUACGAAAUGUAUGUCGUCCAUAUUUCUUUGCGACGGAGAAAUCGAUUGUAUCGAUGGAUCCGACGAGAACAAUUGCAAUGGUAUCAUGCCUGUCUUUUCUGCGGUCAAAUGUGCUACGGAUGAAUUUCAAUGUGCCAACAAAUCUUGCAUAUCGAUCGAAAAAUUCUGCGAUUCGAGACCGGAUUGCGCCGACGGAAGCGAUGAAUACGCAAAUUGCGUAAAAGAGGUGAAAUGCGAUAAAUUUCUAUGCAACGAUGGACAUUGCAUAAGAAACGAAUGGGUCUGCGAUGGUGUACCAGAUUGUCCUGACACCAGCGACGAACACAAUUGUGAAAGCAAACCGGUACCAAUCGAUAAAUGUACCAACGCGUUCGAUCGGUACUUGUGCGAAAAUCGGAGGUGUAUUUCUUUAAAUGCAACUUGCAACGAAGAAGACGACUGCGGCGAUGGUUCGGACGAAAGCGUCGACGAUUGUAGAACCGCUGAUUCGAUUUGUAAUAACGGGGUCGAAUGCGAACACCAUUGUAGAAGGACACCUCUAGGCGCCCAAUGUUCGUGUCGGCCAGGUUACAAAUUAAUCGACAAUCGCACAUGCGCAGAUGUAAACGAGUGCGAAACUUAUGGUAUAUGCGAUCAACUAUGCACCAAUACUCCUGGAUCUUACUUAUGUUCCUGCCAACAUAAUUACAUUCUCGGUAACGAUAACAGAACUUGCAAGGCCGAAGGUGGCGAAGCUUUGAUCGUAUAUUCGGUGGAGUCUGAAAUCCGUGGUUUGUAUCUCGAUUCGAAGGUACACUUUCUGCUGAAAGAGAAUUUGGAAAAUGCAGCUGCAGUCUCCUUGGACGCCGAUUGCAUAUAUUGGUCCGAUAUUAAAAAUGGGAAGGAGGCGAUAUUUCGGAGUUUCGAGGGUGAACUUGAACCGGAAGUCGUCGUAACUUUCGGCCUAAAUAGGCCCGAAGCUAUUGCAGUCGAUUGGAUAACAGGCAACCUAUAUUUCACUGAUAGCCAUCUCAUGCAUAUCGGAGCUUGUAACAACAACGGUACCUAUUGUACCGUCGUGAUCGAAGAAACAAGCGAUAAACCAAGAGGCUUGGCUCUCUUACCACCGAGUGGUGUUAUGUACUGGACGGAAUGGAGCGUGAACUCGCGUAUAUCAAUGGCGAGCAUGGACGGAAAGAACAACAGUCUGCUGGUCUCGGAAAAUUUAGUAUGUCCGAAUAGUUUGGCUAUCGACAACGUAAAUGGCAGACUGUAUUGGAUGGACGGUAAAUUGAAAUUAAUCGAAUCGAUUCGCCUGGACGGCUCCGAUCGCAGGAUCGUGCUGCAAGCUGUAGGAAAAACGCCUUUCUCGCUAGCAGUUUUCGAAAACAAGCUCUAUUGGAGCGACAGAGCAUCUGGAACCGUACGAUCUUGCGAUAAAUUCACUGGCAAAGAUUGGAAAACUGUAAUAAACGCGUCCAGUGCAGUUUAUGGAAUAGAUAUAUAUCAUUCUGUUCUAAAACCCAACAUUUCGAAUCCGUGCGAAUCGAAUGCUUGCUCGGAACUGUGCCUAUUGAAUCCAGAACACGAAUAUACGUGCGCUUGCACGUUGGACAAAGAACUCGACCCGGAUCAGCAUACGUGUCGCGCGGUCAACGAACAGAUGCGCCUGAUCGUCGCAGCAGGAGAUACGUUUCUGGGCCAUCGAAUUGAAUCAUUAGGAAAACCUAAAGUGACCUCGAAUGUCGUAUCGAAAAAUAUCACUUUGGCUGCGUACAAUCCUCUUACCGAUGGUUUGCUCGUGGUCGCGAACGAUCGGUUCACGGAUAUUUUUGAAUUGAACACGAGUACUGGCGCGCUGGAAGCCAUAACGUCCAUCGAGAACGUGGCAUUGGGCGGAAUGGAUUUCGACUACGUCGGGAAUAAUAUAUACAUGUCGGAUACAAGUCGCAGGAUGAUCGUGAUUUACAAUUUAAACACCAACGAGAAAACGGUUCUGUUCUUCGAAGAAGAGCCGCACGCCAUCGCUCUCGUUCCAGAAGAAGGGAUCAUGUUCGUUGUCUUCCGCGUGGAUGGCUCGUAUCGCAUAGAUUUAAUGAAGAUUCAUGGAAUCGGUCCCAGGACUCCGAUCGAAGGAGCGAAAACGCGAUUGCUUGGACCGACGGUGGCAUUGUGUUAUCACAGAGGCACGAAACGUUUAUUUUGGAGCGAUCAGGGCACAGGUCGUAUCGGUAGCACGACGACGAAGGGUUUCGAGACGCGCAUCUUCCGCGAUGGGUUAGCAGAACCUGUAAGCCUCGCUGUCGUCGGUAAUUACGUGUUCUGGUCGCAGUACAAGUCGGCGGAACUGUUCUGGACCAGUAUGAUCGACACGGAACAGCACCGGAAGAGUAUCGCGUCGCAUCUGCCAAAAGGUUUCGAAAGAUCUCGGCUGAUAAGUUUGGCCGCGGCGCACGAGAAUGAUCACGAAUGUCGCAGAAAUAACGGCAACUGUUCUCACGUGUGCCUGGUCUCCGAUCUUCGUUCGCACAUUUGUGCAUGCCCGCCAGGCGCGAUGCUGCUGGAGGACGAUCGAACGUGCGCUCCUGAAACCUCGUGUUGGCCCAACGAAAUGAAAUGCCGGCAACACGAUGUGUGCAUAAAAUUGCAUCAAAGAUGCGACGGCGUAAAAGAUUGUCCGAACGGCGACGACGAGUCGGACGUGUGCGACGAAUUUCAUUUAUCGAAAUGCGUUGGGGACGGUCAAUUCCGAUGCAAAAGCGGAGAAUGCAUAAGCGAAGCGUCUCGCUGUAAUUCACGCUUCGAAUGCCGAGAUAUGUCCGACGAGGAAGGUUGUCAAAUAAAACGAAACGACUGUAGUAAAUUCGAAGCUACGCUUAAAAAGAUCGCUGAUCUUCUUAGAACAAUGUAACACUGGCUGUGCACGUAUUGUAUAUACGAAGAAGAAUGCAAUGUAAAUUUGGCGAAUAAUAAAAAGGCUGUUUUAACGACGAUAGAAAUAAAA